UCUUCCUAGUCGUCAGCCAGCCACCCACAGUCCCAGGUCUGAGGUCUGGUCUCCCACCGCCAGUUGUCAACACCACGUCAACAGGGAGGUGUGUGUUUGUGUACUGGUGUGCCUCGCCCUUCUACAUGCUGCCCUGUUGGAUUUAGUUGUGAGACAUCGAUAAAACUGAAAGAUGCAGAAGCGACCAAGGAGAACAGAACUCUUCCAUUUCUAUAAUGAAGGAAUGAAAGAAGAAACUCCAUAUGACAUAAAUUCAAAGCAUUUCAAUUGUGACAUGUAUGUCCAGAAGACAAUCAAGGAGAGCAGCCUCAAGCAGCUGCUUGAGCAUGAAUCUGAGCUGGUGUCUGAGAUACAGAGCCUCGACUCAGAUUGCCAGACCCUUGUCUAUGAUCACUAUGACAAAUUCAUUGCAGCAGCUGACAUUGUCCGCAAGAUGAAGGAAGGCUCUGUAAGCAUGGAGGCUCAGAUUACUCGCCUGCAGGAGAACAUGGGCAGGAUCACAGCAUCCUCCACUAGCAUCACCUCAGCACUUCAGGAGCGCCGUGGCCAUCUGAGUCGACUGCUGGGGGUUCAUGGGACUCUCAAGAAGCUGGAGUUCCUUUUCCAUCUCCCACAAAAAAUUGAUGAGUGCAUUGCUGACAGAAAUUUUUCUGAGGGUGUACGCAGCUAUGUGGAGACAGCAGAGGUGCUGCACCGGUACCGUCAUAUGCCUUCAUUUGAUGCCAUCCAUUGUGACUGUGAGGCUGCGGUGGGACGUCUCAAUGCAGCACUCAAGGAACAGCUUGCCCUUAAGGAGGGAAGUGCUCGCCACCUUACUGAGUGUGUUGAUCUCCUCCUCCAACUUGGGGAGCCGGCAGCAGGACUCUGUGAUGACUUUUUGUCUCAUGCCCGAACCAAACUGGAGGAUGACCUUGCGACACUCACUCGCCUUGCAGAAGCUGCAGCUGAGGCAGAACAAGAUGGAGGCACAAGCCAUGAGGCUGAAGCAGGAGAAGGGGCUGAGGAAGCUAAGGAAAUUUCACAGGAUGAACUAAGUGUUAGUGUUCCAAGGAAGACUGUUCCAAUGGAUAUUCUUGAGUUUGUGGAUAUCUGCCAUGAGACCUUUGUGGGAAACUUGUGGCUCGUCAUCUCGUCUUAUAAAGAAAUGUUCCUGAGGAGUCCAGAUGAGGGAGGGAGAUCUUCAACUUUGGCUCUAGAGAAGCUGAGGACGUUUGUAGCAGGGCUCGUGGAUCAGUAUGUGGCAGUGGUAGGGGUGCGGGUGGCUGCUGAGUCUGACACUGCCCACUAUGCACCACUCACCACUGCCCUGGACAAAUUUUCACCGUCGUCUUCAUGCCAUUACACAGCUUCUGCCAAAUACUACACAGCUCUUGGUCUUGUCAUAGAAGCAGGGCAGGCUCGUUGCAGCUCCUCCCUUGCAGCCCUGAAAGUUGGACUAGCUACAAACUUAGGUGAUGUGAGACAUGCCCUUGCUGCUCCUCGGCACCUCACACAAGAUGGGACAGAAUCUACUCACCGUCAGCUGAAUGAACACCUCACACGACUAGUUGCUGCUACUGCUGCCUCCAUCAAGGAGAGAGUGACAGCACUUCAGGCUUUCACUCAACCCAAGCACACCUUUGCUGUGAAGGCAGAGUUUCGACAUCGCUUUUGCCGUGAGCUGGUGAGGGAGGGAGUGGUGGUGGCCUUCUUCCUGCACCUCACAGACAUGAUGAUGGAGUUUUGCUACAAGAAAGACAAAGAUCCAGUGUUGCUACUGUUACUCUCCCGCAUGUGUCUUGACUUGCAUACAUCCACAGUCCAUUAUCUGCUCAGCCACUGUGAUGAACAGCUGCAGCUGGAGGACAAGAGUGGACUUACCCAACUGCACACCAUUACUGAUGGCAUGAAGGAAGCUGGUCAGCGUCUCCUCAAUCAUUACGUCCACACACAGGGGGCUGCCAUCAGCCAGAUGCUGAGGCGAAGUGUUGAAUUAAAGGACUGGCUAGGGUGUGGAGAGCCUCGUAGUGUUCGCAGAGUCAUGAGGACAGUCCUUGAGGAAAUUUCCACAAUUGAUACACAAGUUGGAGCUCUGUAUGAGGAAGGAAGCCAUCGAGACCGCUCCUCAGACUCUUCCCGUCGAACUUACCACAGUGUGAGUGCCUCUCGAGGUGCAGGUGGUCGCUCUGCAUGGUCUUCUUAUACUCCAAGCCAAUUAGAUAACAGCCUUGUUGCUAACCUCAACAAACUGUGGUCUGAACGCAUUGAAAUAUUUGCUCCUGUUGAAUUUACCAGGUUAUCGAUAUUAACUGGGAUUGUUAAGAUUAGCUUAAAGACACUACUGGAGAGUGUACGACUGCGAACCUUCAGUAGAUUUGGGCUACAGCAGGUGCAAGUAGAUGCUCACUACUUAAGGACUUACCUGUGGUCUUAUGUGGCUGAUGAACAUGUACUUAAUGUUCUCUUGGAUGAAGUUGUGACAUCAGCAAGUGUGCGAUGCUGUGAGCCUGAGUUAAUGGAACAGAGAGUUGUGGAGUUUAUCUGUGAUCAAAGUUAGGGUUGAAACUGAAUUCUCCAGCUCCUUGGCAAACUCCUUGAGGAACUCCCCAUAAACCAUUGGCUCCAUGUUGCGGCCAAGGUGGUAGAUCAGGAACCAGUCUCCAAGGUUGCACUUCUUGGCAAUGAGAUCUAGGUUCGUUCGGCCACCCCACCGUCCACGAGCCUGUAAUAAUAUAAUUUUAGAUGCAUACUUGAGUAUAUUUUAUCUGUCUGUAGUGAGUCUCAGAGCCCUAUUAUUUUUACUACAUAUUUUCAUACCAAUCCUAAAGUCUUCCUCCUUGUACACACCUUUCAUAUGUAAGAUCCAAGACAAAGAUGAUCAUGAAUAAGAUGGAUGGACAGUGUUAAGAGCAUUAGUUACAAGGAGGAUGUCUGGAGCAAGGAAGAGUGGUUACACAUGAUAGAACUGAAUGAAAAGCAAUUGAGUGCAGAAAUAGGAAGCUGCUUUGAUAAGAGGAUUGUCUGCUUCUAUUCUGACCAGCUGAGUGGAUCAGAUGUAGGACAUGCAUAUAUUAUGAAUAUAUUGUUAGUUGUGAUGCUAUAUCAUAAUAGUUAUGCUAUCACUUCCUGAUAUACAACUAAACCUUAUGCAAGUGUCAUCUGUGAGAAUCUGUCUUAGCCAUCCCUUUGUAGAGAAUCUCAACUUGAUAUACAGACAGACUAAUUGAUAACCGUUUCUAUAUGCCAAGACAGAUCUACUUUUAUGCUAUCUACCUACAUUUCUUCAUACCUUUGUCACUUUUUUUUUUUUUUAUGUAGGAAGGACACUGGCCAAGGGCAACAAAAAUCCAAUAAAAAAAAUGCCCACUGAAAUGCCAGUCCCACUUAGUCUCUAUGGGAAGGGGACUGAUGCUUAGUUUACAAAGUCAACUGCACAGCUAUUUAUAUAUCACACAGCUAUUUAUCUCUACACCAUAAAGACAAACAAAAAAUCAUGAGUCACGUCUGCGUGCAUAUUCAUGACUUGCUUGAUUAUGACUGACAUCACAAAUGGCUUAUUCCUGUUACACUGUAAUAGACCCCAUCCCCUUUUCUGCACCUGAUAAGACCAGUUAAACAGACCAGAUGCAGGUGAAUCUUAUUUUUAUUGAUCUAUCUUGUGCAACCAUUCUUCCUUGCUCCUGUCAUCACACUUGCACCAAAUAUUCUGCACACCAUCCAUCUAUCCCCAUUUAGGAAUCCCUUAGCCUUACACUCUAAUGUUAGAGUGUAAGUCCAGUUGUUUUCACAAAUUUCUGUUGCAUUGUAUCCAUAUGCCCAAAUCAAUACAACCCUCACUGCUCUUCUUUCAUCUCCUUCCUUUGCACUUCCUGUUAUUCAGAAGCAUUAAUCUCUAUGUACUCUUGAGACAUUAAAUAAUCUGUGCUGCUCUCAUGUUCCAAUACAGUUAGUUCUCCAUCUACAACUUCCUUGCAUUCAUUUCUAGUGGUCAGACAUAUCCUUAAACUCUUGAAACUUACGCAUCCAGUAAUCUUUCAUCAUCUUUCUUAAUUACCUAUUUUCCAUCAGGUCUUACCCACAUAUAUACUUAUGACAUCCUGUUGAAAGAAUUAUAUUUCUAAAUAUAAUUUAUUAUUUCUUCCUGAUGCACUACAUUCACCUACACUUUACAUAUUAAACUCUACCAUUCACAUCCCUUAAGUGUAAUACCAUAUCAUUUUCAAUUCAGAGCAGGUUGCAUGAGCCCUACACUAUGCUAGUUUGUAAGCCACAAUCACUUUUUUUUUUUUCCACUUUUAAACUUAUUCUAAAUGAGUGUGCAUUUUUCCAGUGUUUCAUAAAUAGCAAAAAUAAUAAUAAUUUUUAAUAUUCAAGCCUAUUAAAAGAAAUAAAAUUAUCAACCAAGGAGAUAUAUCAGUGAAAGCAUGGCUUGUGAUGCUGUCACAGGAGUUAUGCAGUAAUAGCAUAACCUCAUCAUCAUGUCAGUACACAUUAGCUGCUUGGAGUCCACUUCUGGUUAAAGUGUUAGAUAAUAUCUGUAAAUUCUGAGGACAUGGUGUACACUGACAUGGUAGGUGUGUGAGGGUAGUGCAGCGUGCCUCUCAUGUCCUUGACAGCAAUUUUCUUUCUUAACCCUUUAUUUUCCUAAGAUAGGCUAUUCAAGCCUAUGAUUAUCAUCUGAUAUUUAUGAGCCACUGCAAAAUGCAUUAAUUAUGAAAUCAGUUAAAACUGCUGGGAAAAAUAAAUAUCUUGUUGCUGUUGCUGUGGCCAAUCGGUGCUCAGUUUGCAAACUUAAGUCAGUUCAUGCAACUUGCCUGAUUCAGCUUUCAGUGAACAGACUAAAGUAUUGUUGGACAUAAAUGCUAGAGUAAAAAAAAAAAAAUGAGGAUUUAGCUAUUAUGCAUAGUGUGUUGGGAAGAAGUAAAAAUGUAAAAGAGGUGAUCAUUAGAAAUAUAAUGUUUAAGAAGGUCAUGAGUAUACAUAGUGAGACAAAAAAGGUGGAAGAGUAGUUGAUGUGGGUUAUGUCAUUGUGUGCAAAUGUACUAUACUCUUUUUUAUCUCAGAAGAACGUUUAGGUGUUGACCGAGAUCCAUUAGCUAAUCUGCCACAUUACACAAUUUCUCUUAAAUAUAUCAGUUCUUUUUACUUCUUAUUGAAAUUCAAGUAUUAAGUAUGGAUAACUCAUCAAACCAUUCAGUGCUACAAAUGGUUCGGGUUUUAAGAUAAUAAAUAGUCUGGGUUUUGCACAAAUAUCACAUUUGACAACAUAGCUUUGCGGCAUUAUCAUUUUAGGUUGAGCACUUGGCAUGCUUAUAUCGGCAAAGUCAGGUCACUCAGGUCAGAGAGAGGGUUGGCUCAGCCUCUUGAGGGACACUCCCCUGAUGGACACUCCCCUGAUGGAAGCAACUUCCAAGUGCUUGCAUGUUCUUCACAGCUGGGAGAAAGAACUUAUUUACAAUAAGAAUAAAUAUAUUUAGAAGAGAAGGGCCAAGAGGUCCUAUCAUUGCAUCUUCCAGAACAAUAGCUUGAACAGCUAAAGCCAAUCAUGUGAGUGAGUUGACGGUGCGACAGAUCUGCUUUGCCCCAAAUCGAGAUUACAUAAAACAGUUACUAUGAACAGAUAAAUUAUAGAAAAAUUAUUCACAUAGUAUCAUACGAGAGAGAGAGAGAGAGAGAGAGAGAGAGAGAGAGAGAGAGAGAGAGAGAGAGAGAGAGAGAGAGGGGGGGGGGGGGUAGGAUGGUUGCCUGUCCUUUCCACCAAGGUGUUAAGGUGUUAAAUCGAUAAUUGAUCCUGUAGAAAUGUGGCAACACAGCUUAUGGGGAAUUCUCAUAUUCGGCCAAUGCCCAAAUAUUCUUCCAGGAAUAAAAAUACUAUAGGUAAAAUAUUGCAUGUAAGUUUUAAGAGAAAAAAUGGACUACUUAGAGUGAGUGCAAAAAACAGGAUGUAGAGGGAGUAGUGGUACAUUCAUUCCAAAACUCAUGAUCAUUCCAGAAAUCUCUUUACCCCUCUCACUGAGUUCUAACACCUUACAGAACAUCCAUAUUUCACUUUCACUCACAUCAGCCUCAAUGAAACCUGUUCUGCCUCAUCCUCCAGCUAUACUUUUAGGCAACCUUUCACAGCACUGCCUGAACUUCUUUGUCACAGUGUCAAAUUCAGAUACAUCCUUAUAUUUUUCUUUAUUUGACCUAACAAAUCAAACUUCUCAAACAAUCCCAAUCUAUUUCUGGUCGUAUCAUUCACCUGUAUUCAGCUACCAUAUGUUUGAGUAGUCGGAGAAUGCUGGAGAAAUGAAUCUAGUUAUAUGGUGGUAUGGGUUCUACGCCUAUAGACCAUCCAAAAUAGUUAUAUUGAUUGGAGUGAGUAUUCUCACUCCAACUUUUCUAUCUCAUAGAAUAUGUAAAUAGUGCUAUUUAAAAAUGCUGGUAUAUAAAGAAAUUAUUAUUGUG
Molecule: messenger RNA, 6429 nt
Organism: Scylla paramamosain (green mud crab)
Lineage: Eukaryota; Metazoa; Arthropoda; Malacostraca; Decapoda; Portunidae
Gene: Vps51
Product: vacuolar protein sorting-associated protein 51 homolog
Exons: 17
Coding region: 173-2536 (787 amino acids)
Biological process (GO): endocytic recycling; lysosomal transport; Golgi organization
Cellular component (GO): EARP complex; GARP complex; membrane
Source: RefSeq, a predicted model, not a curated record